AUGACGUACCGGUCAGCGCCAAAACCACCUAACGUAAUGCUCAAGAUUAAAGCAGUAGACCAACGGUAUCCUACAGUCCAAUUGCAUAAUAAAUUUUUCAUAAAUCUACGUCUUCCUAGGCAUAAUAUAUCACCAUUUACUGUACAAUUUGUCCUAUAAUAUUGUCGUGGAGAAGCUACAGAGCUACAAGAAUUUUUUUGAUGACACUCGUGCUCCCAGUGCUCAGUUUGAUAGCAGUAACGACAUAUAUACUUUUUUUGAAAGAAUUGUUCACCCUUGAAGUUUAAUAUAUCAAUCUAUAUAAAUAUAUGUCGUGUAAGAUAGUAAAAUAUACGAUCGUGUUACUUACAACACAAUCAAUAUUCUCUAAAACAGAACAAUUAGCAACGUAUACAGCUCCAUAUACACAAUUCAGAUUUAAAUUACAUUUCAAACAAUCUCCACUUAAUUCUGAACAAGCGACACCACUUGGACAUAGUCUUGAAAUUUCUUCCUGUUAACAUUGUAACAACAAUGUUUCAGCAAUUUCUUCUUUUUUGUUAUUAGAGCAAUGUAAAUUUUAUCUUACCUUCGUGCUACUAUAUGCUGGUGUCGAGUUUACGUUUGCUUCUUUUUGUGCAUAUUUGAUUGCACUUUCUGUAAUUAAAUUUAUAUUAAUAUUAUUUACAAGUUUGUUCAAGAAUAAUUUGUACAAAAUACUUAAAUUUAAAUUAUAAAUUUACCAUAACCCAUAUGAGCCUGUUUGAUAGUUGUCGAGAAAAUUGCCAAUAGAAUAAAAAUCACAUUUUUCGAAUUAAUUCGAACAAUAUUCAUUAUGAAUAUUAUUUAAUUAAUCGAACCGAUAGCCCACACAUAGAAGACUCGAUGAUAUUUCAGUUAUUUACAUUUGAAAAAUCAUAAUUCCGUUCUGUCCAUUCUGUCAGCUCGUUUGAAAUCCAAACAAAAUUUCAUUCGUCCCUAAUUAAAAACUGAUCUUGUAAACUAACACUAAAUUAAAAAAUAAUUGAAUUUCCUCCCGAUCAAAACAAAGCAACGUGAUUCUAGGGACUAACGAUCUUGGAUUUUUUUUACAUUCGUUCUUUUGACGUUAUCUAAAUUCCUAGAUAAUGUUCCACAAGUUAUAUCUUACAAUUAGAUGGAAAAAAAGUGUCACUUUGCAAAGAAUUUUUUUUUUAAGAUUAAGAUUAUCAAUGUUAGCAUUAUUUUAUUGGGACAUUUAAAUACUUAUACAUAAAUUGCAUAAAUCAUCUUCUAUUAUUAGAAAUAUUUCGAUUUACUAUCAAUAGACUAUACAAAUAGAUAUAUAAGUCUACGAUUGGCUGAUACUUUCCUCAAACUGUAAGAGUAGAUUAUUUGUUAUUAGGAUGAUUCCUGAUUUAAAAGAGAAUCUAUAUAGUAUUUCCUUUCAGGGAAAUGAUAGACAUAUCGUAGCAUGCAAACGCAUAAGAUAAUAUUUUGUAAAUAUUGAAAUUUUAAUUAUUUUACUAAUGUAAAGACAAGACGGGAGAAUUUUCUUUCAAUGAAUUUGUGUUCGUAGGAAUAAAACCGAUGUGAAAUUACUAUCUAAUGCUGUAAAUGAUUAAAUAAGUUUCUCGCAAGAGAAAUGUGCAGCAAAUAACAAACUUGUGUGUUAGUUACGUUUGUUUCUACUAAUCAGCUGACUUCCGGAACUAAUACGAGAGAAAAUGUUAGUGAGGCCUUUCAUUCUUUUCACUUGACAGAAUAGCAUACCUAUAAGCAAACAAGUUUUUUUAUUUAAUUUUUAAUUUCGUGAAUCAAAGACUGAUACAGUUAGCGCAUUGCAAUUUGAACUUGCUUCAAAAGAAAGUAAAUGAUAAACUUUGUAUAAUUGUGAGAUACUGUUAGAUAAUAAUCCGAAGGUAAAUAGCAUUCGCGAACACAUUUUUAUGACGUACAGUAUUAUAAGUCAGCUGUAAUAACUCAUCAUUUGACACAAUUUUACAACUGUACAUUAAUAAAUAAAAAGAAUUAUCUACAGUUAAUUAUAUUCUGAUACGAUAUAUUUAUAAUUUAAAGUAGACAAACAUAGUCAUUUUAGUUCAUUUUUUAAUAGAUAACUUGCUGCUACCAUCUUAAAAAUAAUAUGAGUUCUGAAGAAGGUGCGAGUACCAGUCAGAACAAAAAUGAAACAAGAUUAGAUGAAAAUUUUAAACAAAAUGGUACUCAAUCGAUUGAACAGUCGACUAAAUCGUCUAAAGUUAUACAACUUGAAAGCAAAUUAAAUGGAGAUCAAAUGAAAUUAAAUAACAAGCUGGGAGACAACAGUGCCAAGAAUCAUUUGUCUUCAAAAGCUUCAGUUGCAUUUGCGAAUGGUACAAGAUCUAUGCAGACUAAUACAUGUAAUUUCACUAAUAGUACGGACCAAGAUAUAAAUCAAGACAUAUUGGAUGCAAGUGUAUCUCCUAUGUUUUUGAAUACUAACAAUAUCAAGUCUCAAACUUUGAAUACUACCGUUACAAGUCAAUUGAAGCAUAAGACUAUAGUGAGCACGAGUGGUUUGAACUUACCUAAGCCUCCGAUGAACUUGAAUUUAUCUUCCAGUCAAAAUAAUACGCAUACGAAUCAUUGUAUAUCAGGUUCUUAUAGUACUGGCACUAUAUCAAAUGCUACUUUGUAUUUAAAUAAUUCGGUUCCAUCUACUUCAGUUUCAUCUAUAAUACAGUCAAAUUUGUCAAUAGCUAAACCAAGUGAGGAUAUUGAUAUGAAAAAUAAUGUAGAUUAUGUUUCUGGAAUUGAAAAAUGUCCAUCAAAAGUGUCAUGCAGUUCGGAUUCUAGUCCUGAAGUGGAUAGUGUCUGGGCAUCAAAAUCCUAUGGAUCUAAUAGCUUAUUAAAUAAUAUAGGAGGUAGUAUAGGUUCAACAAGUCAAGGAACAUGUUGUUUUUUAAGACCUAAUAUUAAUGGGAAUAAAGAGGUAGCAGGACCAAGUGGAUUACAAAAAAAUACACAAAUAGAACAAAAUGAGAGGCGAGAUUCAAGUUCUGGAAAUGAAGGUGAUAUGUCAGAUGGAGAAGAUUAUUGUAUUUAUACAUAUAAAGGAAAUGAUGACGCAGUACAUUUAAUUCAAAAGGAAGAAAUAAAUCAAGGACAAGUGGAAGAACGUGAGGAAGAGCAAUGUCGCAGUGGUAGAUCAAGUCCAGAAAUGGACUUUUUGGAAAUGGAUUUUGAUCCUGGGCCUUCUUGUGAGCAGGAUACAGGAGACAGUGAUUUGGCCUCUAUAAAUGAAGAUAUACAGAAUAUAGCGUUAGAUAAUGUAGAUCCAGAUCCAGUAUUAAAUGACUUAAGUAGCGGUAAAGUUGUGGCUAAACAAGGAAUUGCAUCUACAUCUCAAAACCCAAAGCAAAGUGUACAAAAUGUGAAUAAUACAGAGCCUCAGCAAUGUUCCAGCAGUAAUCCUUCUGUUCCUGAACCAAGUAUAAAACCAAAUUAUCCAUCACCAUGGAUGCCAAGUACUAGCAGUGCAGCAGGAAAAUGGGAUACUAACAAAAUAUAUCGCAAUACGAGGUGUCCUUUGAGGGAAUCAUAUGGAUAUCACAGUACAAGUGGAGAUCUUAUUUCACCAGGUGAUAAUAGAGAUUCAGAUGCGGAAUUGUGGGUUGAAUCUUCAUCAGCUUCUGUUCCGGAAAAUUCAAAUUUAAACUCUCGGAGAGUGAAUCUCAGUUCAACUCUUUAUCAUCGUAUGAUGGCAAAGAAAUUGAUGCUCAAUAAGCAAGCUGCAUUUAAUCAGAGUGGUGACUCAAAUCUAGAAAACGAAUUAUCAAAUGAACGAUUAGAUGGCCUUUUACCAGUUGAAAAAAUUAUGUUAUGGAGCGAACAAGAAGCCACAGUGAAACAAGUAACUCAAAUAGGAACUUCUGCGUGUGGUGCUACUGCUGCGAUAAAUGCUUUGUUGGCUUUAAAUGUACCAUUUUCAUUAGAAACAUUAAUAAAAAGUGUGAACACUAGGCAAAGAGAGCCGGGUACACCAUUACCGCGAUAUUUAUACAGUCGAUCAGUGGCUGGAUCGACGCACAGAGAUUUGGCUCGUGGUAUAGCUUUAUGUACAAAUGGAUCAGUUAUAACAAAAUUUUUUACGUUUUAUCCUGAAAGAAAAGUUUCAUUGUCUCAUUGGUUACAUUAUUGGAUAUCAAAAGAGACAUCCCAGUGUAUUUCAGGUGCUGCGCCCAUAGCAACGCUAAAUUUGCAACAUUGCGGAGAAGGAUGUGAUAUUCCGGAUGCGUGGCACCAUCAAAUGAUAUUUGGUGUAGGACAAGCAGGGAUUUAUUUAACUAAUCCAUUGGAAUGUUUGCCUGAACAGUACGUUUGGCAUCAACUUGUAAGUCCUAGUAUUUUACUAGUACGAAGAUCGGAUGUUUUAGCGCAUUGGAAUCCGAAUACCGAUUUAACGCCGUUGGCUGCUAUGGAUCAAAAGUGGCGAAAACUUAACGUUUUUGGUCAAGUUGUAAAUAUGGUACGCGAAGCAAUGACUCAGAAACGCCAACUUAAUAAUCUGACUACUGGUGUAACUCACAUUCGUAUACCUGCAUCUUAUCAAGCAGGUAUUACAUUAGUUAUGUGUGCAAACUCUGCAGCUGCUUCUGAAUUGUUAUAUACUGAACAAUUACCAUUACUCUAG
Molecule: messenger RNA, 4633 nt
Organism: Heterotrigona itama
Lineage: Eukaryota; Metazoa; Arthropoda; Insecta; Hymenoptera; Apidae
Source: the annotation of a GenBank genome assembly